CAAACAGCCAUAACCGAAACCUUGCAUUUCCAUUUGUAACACAAGCAUAUCUUCACAGCCCCCUUUUCUACCCCAAUUUCUAGGGUUUUCACAAGUCAUACACCAAAAAAAGAAAAAAUUCCAACAAAAAAAUGUCCGCUUUUAUAUAUUCACUUGGACCAAAUACAGUUUUAUCUCCAUUUCCGGACAGAACCAGAACUCUGAAUCCAGUUUUACACAGAACCUAUUUCAGUAAUUUCCCAAUUCAUAGACCCUUUUUGAAGAGGAGUCUUGGGGUGACACGAUUUGGAUUGGGUCAGUCUCAGUUUCCUGACCCGGAUGGUGCUGGGGAAGUAAUUAAGGACCUGUUUGGUAGAGUUGAGGGGUUCCUUUAUACUGUUGCUGAUGCCGCAGUUUCGAGUUCUUCAGAUACAGUUAAUACUGUUACUACUACGCAGAAUAAUGAUUGGCUUUCUGGGAUUACCAAUGGCAUGGAGACAGUUUUGAAGGUUUUGAAGGAUGGACUCUCUACUCUACAUGUUCCUUAUGCUUAUGGUUUCGCGAUUAUUUUGCUGACAGUACUAGUGAAGGCUGCCACAUUUCCUUUGACAAAGAAACAGGUGGAAUCGGCAUUGGCAAUGCAAUCUUUGACACCUCAGAUAAAGGCUAUUCAGGAACGAUAUGCAGGAGAUCAGGAGAGAAUUCAACUCGAAACGGCUCGAUUAUAUAAGCUAGCUGGCAUAAAUCCACUAGCAGGAUGUCUUCCCACACUUGCCACAAUUCCAAUAUGGAUUGGGCUUUACAGAGCUCUUUCAAAUGUGGCAGAUGAGGGACUGUUGACAGAAGGCUUCUUCUGGAUACCAUCACUGUCUGGUCCAACAACGGUUGCAGCUCGACAAACUGGCAGUGGUACCACGUGGCUUUUUCCAUUCAUUGAUGGUCAUCCUCCCCUUGGAUGGUCAGAUACUUUGGCAUAUCUUGUAUUGCCUACACUACUGAUUAUCACUCAGUACAUUUCUAUUCAGAUCAUGCAACCAUCACAGAGCAAUGAUCCGAGCCUAAAGAGUUCUCAAGCCAUAACCAAAUUGCUACCUUUGAUGAUUGGUUAUUUUGCUUUAUCGGUUCCUUCCGGUCUGAGCCUUUACUGGCUUACAAACAACAUACUCAGUACAGGUCAACAAGUAUGGCUGCGGAAAUUGGGUGGUGCAAAAAAUACAGUCGGGCAAUUGAGCAAUGACAUUAUUAAGAAAGAGCAAUCGCAAGUUCUAAAGUCUAUCUCUGAAGCACCUGCAGCCAAAAAGGUCACUAAAGAAGAAGAAAAAUUGACUUCGGAAGGAAUUCGUCCGGGUGAAAGGUUUAAACAGCUGAAGGAGCAAGAAGCACAAAGAAGACGGCAAAGAGAAGAAGAGAAAAAGGAAAAUGAGGAGGUGGCAGCUAAAGGAAUUCAAAUAACAAAUGAGGAGGUUAAGAAAGAAGUCAAUGUACUUGAGAAGGAAGAUAGAACUCAUGCUGAGUUACUUGAUGCUGAUUCUGUGACCAGUGUUAGCAGUUCAUCGACUGUUGAUGGCUUUGUUAUGAAUGGUAAUAAUACUAAUUCAGAAUUGAAGGAUGACCAAAAGACAUCUGCUUGUACAGAAGAAAAUGCUGAAACUUUUGAGGAUCAGGAGAAUAGAAACAAUCGCCAUCUCUAUGAGAAGGUGGAGAAGGAGUAGGUUUCUUGUUACUAUUAGAAGGAAGGAUAAUUAGCAAGAAUGUAUAGGACGGGAUUGAGUGAGUUUCCAAAGGAUAUCGACUAAGUUAAUAAAUUAUCGAGCUUUCUUUGAAAAGCAUGUUGGGCUCAUCUUCACUACUCCACGAGACACUCCAAGAUUGCCAGUAUUGGCUGAUGGAUAGAAUUUCCGACAGAUUCACGAGGAGGGUCUAUAUUAUUAUUGUGAAGUAAGAUUUAUACAUCUAUUUGUAAUGUAACGCAAGAAAAUAGCUUAUUGAACUUUUUCUGAAGUUUUUUGGCUACAAAUGUGAGAACAGAGUACAUUUUGUUUACAAUGUCCUUCUGUAAGUGAAACAACACACACACAUACGGCCAAGUAGACAAUUUCGGUUGAUAAUCACACACAUGGGAAGGAAUAAAAAAAUCAUGGGUCCCUCUCAUGUGAGAAGGUUGUACAACCAAAAUUCUUUAUAGUUUGGUAUUGGCACAUUCAUUAAGGAGAAAAAGACGUUCAAAUCUUAUUGUAUA
Olea europaea var. sylvestris is the source of this 2218-nucleotide messenger RNA. Its product is annotated as ALBINO3-like protein 1, chloroplastic. The record is from RefSeq and is a predicted model, not a curated record. Lineage: Eukaryota; Viridiplantae; Streptophyta; Magnoliopsida; Lamiales; Oleaceae. Gene Ontology annotation, cellular component: chloroplast thylakoid membrane. Gene Ontology annotation, biological process: protein localization to chloroplast; protein insertion into membrane; thylakoid membrane organization. Gene Ontology annotation, molecular function: membrane insertase activity. The transcript is spliced from 12 exons. Bases 132 to 1691 code for a protein of 519 amino acids.